Molecule: messenger RNA, 3213 nt
Organism: Homarus americanus (American lobster)
Lineage: Eukaryota; Metazoa; Arthropoda; Malacostraca; Decapoda; Nephropidae
Product: cell adhesion molecule 2-like
Exons: 6
Coding region: 11-862 (283 amino acids)
Source: RefSeq, a predicted model, not a curated record
GAGAGUGAAGAUGUCUUCCAAGCUGCUGCUGUACUUGACGACCACCAUCCUCCUGAGCAGGGAUGUGAGGUGCUACGACGACAAGGCGGUGGAGAUCACGGAGCUGCUGGUGCCAGAGUCCCCAAGAAGCGGCGACGACGUCACCCUCACCUGCCGCUUCCGUCUGGUGGGUUACAACCACCGCCUCUACACCGUCAGCUGGUGGCGGGGCAAAGACCAGUUCUACACCUACAAGGGCACCAACAUUGACCCCAAACACGCUUACACCUUCAACGGUAUACAGGUUAAGAAGGAUGAGUCUACGGAGGAGUCUGUGGUGCUGGAGAAUGUCUCAGAAGACACCUCGGGCCUCUAUAAGUGCGAGGUGAUGGGGGAGGGACCCGCCUUCAGAACAGCUGUCGAAACUAAGACGAUGACUGUAAUAGUCCCACCUAAACAAGUGGACCUCAGCGCCUGGUCCAACCCGGAUCCACUGACUUACCGCUCCGGGGACAUGGUAGAGAUUAACUGCACCGCGACAGGUGCCAAGCCCAAGGCCAAUAUUAAGUGGGAGAUCAACGAUUUACCGGUCAAAGAGCGUAAUCUGAUGAAGUACUCAGAUUUUGAGGACAGUCGCGGCCGUGUGACCUCCAAAUUGGGACUUCGUUGGAGGGCGCCCGACUACUUCCGCAACAACCUGGCUCGGGUCACGUGUAUUGCCAUGGUCGGGGGUCACGCUACCAGGGGCUCCAAGAACAUCUAUCUUGACCCAGCCUCCAGUGCCGCCUUCAAUCAUCAAUUUGGGGCUGCAGGAAGUCAGCUGCCAACCACCUGGACCAUCCUGAGCCUCGCGUCCAUCCUCAUCGCCCGAAGUUUCCCCUAGGACGAGGAACUUACUAAAACACAACACGAGGAGGAAGAUCGAAAAGGAUGACGAAGAUAAAGAGGGAAGCAACGCGAGGUGGACUACCUCCCCCUCCCUGCCUGUAUGUUUUAGGUUCUACUUGAGCACAAUUUUGGAUUCUAGGGAAAGAAAAGGUUGAGGGAAAUAGGAAGUGCACACGCAGGGAUGAGUUCCCUCCGCCUCCACAGCCUCGUGGUAGGACCUCAUGACAGAGCGCCAUCUUGGGCCUCAGGAGGAGAAGGGGUUUAAGAAAACAACGAAGGACAUAAACACGAGGUGGAAUCUACGUGUCGUCUUUCUUCCAUCAGUCCUUCUCUGUUGAGUCUCAUACAUACAACACCUUCUUGAGGGUGACCAAGAAGAUAAAAACAAAUGAUAAAUAAGACAACAACGAAUUAUAAAGAUGGCGAAAAUAAAGACGAGAAGAACAAACACGAGAUGAAAUUCACAUACUGCGGCUUCUUCCACUUCAGCAGGACCUCAGGACCACCAUCUUGGAGACGAAGUGGGGGAAUAAAAGGGUGCGGCUUCUUCCUCUUCGACUCAAGCUCAGCUAGAUAGGACCCUCACCAAUUUGAAGUUGGUAAGGAAUAAUAACACACGAGAUUGAUAUUGAGUAAGAUAAAGACUUGCCAUGAACAUAAGCUGUAAAAGGGGGAUGGAGAAGAGCCAGCGUGCGUGUGCGUCUCCCUGGUGCUUGUGUUUUAGGUCGCUUGACUGCUGCUGUGUUUCCUUGUGUGCUCCUGCCUGCCUCUGGCGUCGCUCUCUCCAGGUCGUGAUUUAUUCCUGCCAGUGUGAAAGACAGUGGGAACGCGUCGUUAUCCUGCACCUCAUGAAUUUAUUUCUCGAACGCUUCGAAAGUGACGAUUGUAACCCGCAAGAGCUCGGUGCACCAGGUGUAUUUUACCUGUCUACGCCGCACCACCAUUGUGAAUAAGGUGGCUUUCCUGGCAAUCUUUGUUGGGGUUAUAAACCGUAAAGCCUCACUGGACAAGGUUUAUUUCUUCUAAGGCUGUAUGUCGUAAGAACACACUAGCAAAGGUAUAUUUCCUUGAAUAUAUAGCGCUGGAUGUAUACGUCUUAAGUGGAGGUUUGGUAUGAUGACAGCGAGUCUCGAUACAUCCAUACUGGAUGGGGCUGAUAGCCCAGUAGACUGGCAGUUGUCUGGGUCGUGGUGUCCUCAGGAGGAAGAGAAGAAUCAGCAUUGCAUAUAUUACAAGAGAGCUUCAGUUUUACUUUAAAGGGUGAUCUAUUUCACAGUGAGCUAAUAAACUUUUUUUUCUUUCCCAGAUCAUAUCUGCCCUGGAGGCUCUGUCGUGGUUAUCUCUUUACAAAUGAUCCUAAAUCCCAACACACAAAAAAGAAACAAUUAUAUAACUGAGACCCUAGUAUGCAUAUAACAUUCUACCAUAUGUGUUUUUCUUUCCAAAUUUUUAUGGAUCCAAUGAUAAUUGAAAGCAAAAUAGCUUUAUUUACUAAAAUUAUUUCUACGUUCGAAUUUAUUAUCUAUAUGCAAAAUAUUAUCAAUCAUUUAAUAUAUCUGGAGUAUUAAAGAUUGAUUAUGUUGAAUUUUUAGUAUCUAUUUCGGCCUUUGGUUACAUUACACCUGAAAAUCCCAAAUGACAAAACUCCCCCAUUAUUUCCACAUGGAUACAGUCCAGAUGAAAUACCCCCAAAAAACUUUACAUUCAAACUAAAUGUUAUGUUCCUCUUGUUUACUGUGUUACUUAGAGGACCCGUAAUUAGUUACACGGCUUAUCGUAAUUGAGACUCACUAUCACUCGGUACCCGGACAAGGAACCAAACCAAACUGAACUGAACUAAAACUAACAUAUCCUAAUCAAACCUAACCUCCCUUAAUCUAAUAUAAGCUACCUUAACCUUAUCUAACCUCUCUUAAUCUAUCUUAACCUACCGUAACCAAGCUGACCUUAAUCUAAUUUAACGUAACCGAACCUAACCUAACCUAACCCUUUCCAAUCAAACUUUAAUCUAACUGAACUAACCUAAACUAACCUAAUCUAACCUAACCUAUUUUAACUUAAUCUAUCCUACCUCUAGCAUGACUUGAAUGGAUUAGUUAAGGCCCGUCGUCAUUUCCCCAUCCAGACCUCACACACACACACACACACACACACACACACACACACACACACACCGCCUGUACUCGCUUCUGCCUCGUUAUCAUCAAGCACCGCCACCGACAUACACUUCUGUGGUGUUUUCCUUUGUCGUUGAGUACUUGCUGCUUCAGGACACACUCACUACACACACUAUACACACACUUACAGUAAUACACACGCUAUACACACUUACAGUAAUACACACAC